Yamadazyma tenuis ATCC 10573 is the source of this 857-nucleotide messenger RNA. RefSeq names its product 60S ribosomal protein uL23 (gene RPL25). Gene Ontology annotation, molecular function: rRNA binding; structural constituent of ribosome. Gene Ontology annotation, biological process: ribosomal large subunit assembly; translation. Gene Ontology annotation, cellular component: ribosome; cytosolic large ribosomal subunit. Lineage: Eukaryota; Fungi; Ascomycota; Pichiomycetes; Serinales; Debaryomycetaceae. The record is from RefSeq and is a predicted model, not a curated record.
AAUCAUAGUAUAGUUAAAGAUGGCUCCAAACACUAAAGCUGCCGCCGCUAAGAAGGCCGUGUUGAAAGGUACUAAUGCCAAGAAGUCGUUGAAGGUCAGAACCAGCACUUCUUUCAGAUUGCCAAAGACCUUGAAGUUGGCUAGAUCUCCAAAAUACGUCAGAAAGGCUGUUCCACACUACAACAGAUUGGACGCUUACAAGAUCAUUGUCUCCCCAAUCGCUUCUGAAACCGCCAUGAAGAAGGUUGAAGAUGGUAACACCUUGGUUUUCCAAGUUGACCUCAAAGCCAACAAGCACCAAAUCAAACAAGCUGUUAAAGAAUUAUACGAAGUGGAUGUUGACCACAUUAACACUUUGGUCAGACCAAACGGUACCAAGAAGGCUUACAUCAGAUUAACUGCUGACCACGAUGCUUUAGACAUUGCCAACAAAAUCGGUUAUAUUUAAACAUAUACAGGUAACGAGUCAUAAUAUAUAUCUUUGUAUUAUAAGUGAGGAUGUAGGGAGGGAGUUAGGGCGAAGCUGGAACCAAAAAUUGGGCGGUUUCGCACCAGUAUUUUUCUGGCAUUCGUGCUGGACCCAUUACUAGCGUCCUGAGGGCCCAUUUGGGCUGCGGUGAGCCUCCUGGAAUCAAUAAGCAAGUUCCUCUAUUUUCUACUAUAAUUACUCUUGGCCAUCUGUUAUUUAGUCGUAAUCCCAAAGAGUCUAGAUCCACAAACCUAGCCUGCCGGAUUUUUCGUUAACUAAAACUGAAUCUGCUUUAGUCUAGAGCAGAUCGGCAACUUGCAACUUUUACCACCGAUUUAAAUUACUUUAACAGGCUUGACAGCAAAUCAAAGGAGCUACCACAUUCUAC